Molecule: messenger RNA, 1053 nt
Organism: Haliotis rubra (blacklip abalone)
Lineage: Eukaryota; Metazoa; Mollusca; Gastropoda; Lepetellida; Haliotidae
Product: ATP synthase subunit s, mitochondrial-like
Exons: 5
Coding region: 181-687 (168 amino acids)
Source: RefSeq, a predicted model, not a curated record
CUGUUGACUUGGAUGCAUUAAUACGUCAUUGUAAUUCUUCGCAAACGUACAUCCUCCAUGCUUUCUUUUACGUUUUGCUUUUAGUAUCUUCAUUAUUUGUUGUCAUUUCAAUUUGCUUUAGGACUUGAAUUCAUUGUAAUGUAACUCAUCUGCUGGAAUAUUUUUGAUGCCAAAGUGGACAUGGUUGAACAUUUGGUUACUGAGUCCUGUAGAAGCCAAUCUCUGAAGCUUACUGGUUUCUCAGGGACAUCUGUGCCAUCAAGGUGUUUGUGGGGAUGGCUCAAUUCGGUUUUCAAUAGGGUUGAUGAGGAACGUCUGAAGCAAGUAGGCCCUGACCGAGCAUGUGCAGAGUGGGUGUUAAGGUGUGGCGGGAGUGUCAAGUGGGUGGGUUUGAAUCACUGGGAGAAAGACUACAACACACUCCCAGCCAGUGGAUUUGACAAGUACAAGGUCGAGGAGAUUGAUGGCACAACGUCUGCUGUCAUGAGCCUAGGAUUCCCACACCUGAGUGGUCUGACACAUGUGAAGAAGAUUGUCCUCCAUGACUGUCGCUAUCUUGAUGACGAUGCCCUGAAUUACCUCCCUCAAGUGAAGGCCACCCUUCAACAUCUGCAGAUCAGCUCUUGUGGCGACAUCACAGACAGAGGAUUAUCCCCCUUGUCUGAACUUGUAAACCUCGAAAGUUGAUUCUUCGACCUGCCGGAAGUGAGGAAUAAGUCUGCAGUUUUAGAACGUCUGAGAUGAUCACUUACCAAAUGUGAAAUAGAUUAUAACGAAGAAGUGCAGAAGGAGUCCUGAGCCAAGAAGUUCAACUUACAUGUCAGCUUUAAUAGUAAUUUAUAAUUUUUGUAAUUCUUAUUUGUGUGAUUAAUAAUUAUGUUUGUGAUGACUUUUCAAGUCUCUUUUAUGUAAUUUACAGACAAAGUCAAGUGAAUUCAUUGUGUCACAUAUCAUUGUGACCUUAAGAUUAAGGAUCAAAUUGAUUCUUCUUUUGACAGAAGGAAACUGUUACACAUUUUGUACUUGUCCAUCAAUAAACUGUUUAUAUGAAAA